AUGCUGGGCCGAACAUUUCUGCAGGAAUCAUACAUUACGGUGGACUACGAGCGCCUGAAUUUCAGCCUUAGUCAAGCGUAUCCUGAUGGCGGCUCUGCGUAUAUCGUGCCAAUAACUUCAUCAUCUUCCACGCCUCAAACCUCGGAUCCACCUCGAAUUCCACCACCGAACAAGUCUAAAAGCCCCUAUUCAGCUGCAUAUGCUGGAAUCGGUGUAGGUGCAGGCAUCGCAGCCCUUUCAGCAUUACUUUUCACCAUCGCCUGGAAAAAGCGCUUGGGGCCUUUUCGACGCAAGGCCUCGAUGGGAGGCCAUACCUACGACAAAGCAGAAUUAUACGGCGAUCACAAACCUUGGGCUGAAGCCAUGGGAAAAGAGAGAACUGAACUUGAUGCAGCUACAAGUACGCACGAGGCAAUGAAUAAGGAGAGGUCAGAACUGGAGACUGUGGAAAAGGCCCACGAAGUAGGCACUACGGAGAUUCAAGGUAUUGACCAUGUACAUGAGUUGCCCGGUCAUGACGAGAGCGUGCAGGCAGCAGAUGAAAGAGCUUGUGCUUCUUGA
Messenger RNA from Alternaria arborescens, 561 nucleotides. RefSeq lists its product as hypothetical. The record is from RefSeq and is a predicted model, not a curated record. Lineage: Eukaryota; Fungi; Ascomycota; Dothideomycetes; Pleosporales; Pleosporaceae. The coding region runs from base 1 to 561 and encodes 186 amino acids. The transcript has a single exon.